AUGGAUGGGGAAGAAGUUAAGGAGGGAGAGAUGAUUAUCAUGGAUGGAGAAGAAGUCAAGGAAGGAGAAGAUGUCAUGGACGGAGAAGAUGUUAUGGAAGGAGAAGAUGGUUUGGAUGGAGAAGAAGUUAGGGAAGGAGAAGAAGUUAGGGAAAGAGAUGAAGUUAAAGAAGGAGAAGAAGUUAAGGAUGGAGAAGAAGUUUGGGAUGGAGAAGAAGUUUGGAAUGGAGAAGAAAUCAAGGAGGAAGAAGAAGCUAAGGAAGGAGAAGAAGUUAUGGAUGGAGAUGGAGAAGAAAUUUGGGAUGUAGAUGAAGUUAAGGAAGGAGAAGAAGAAGUUAAGGAUGGAGAAGAAGUUAGGGAAGGAGAAGAAGUUAAGGAUGGGGAAAUAGUUUGGGAUGGGGAAGAAGUGAAGGAAGGAGAAGAAGUUAGGGAGGAAGAAGAAGAAGAAGAAGUUUUGGAUGGAGAAGAAGUCAAGGAUAAAGAAGAAAUUAUGGAUGGGGAAGAAGUUAAGGAGGGAGAGAUGAUUAUCAUGGAUGGAGAAGAAGUCAAGGAAGGAGAAGAAGUCAUGGACGGAGAAGAUGUUAUGGAAGGAGAAGAUGGUUUGGAUGGAGAAGAAGUUAGGGAAGGAGAAGAAGUUAGGGAAAGAGAGGAAGUUAAAGAAGGAGAAGAAGUUAAGGAUGGAGAAGAAGUUUGGGAUGGAGAAGAAGUUUGGAAUGGAGAAGAAAUCAAGGAGGAAGAAGAAGCUAAGGAAGGAGAAGAAGUUAUGGAUGGAGAUGGAGAAGAAAUUUGGGAUGUAGAUGAAGUUAAGGAAGGAGAAGAAGAAGUUAAGGAUGGAGAAGAAGUUAGGGAAGGAGAAGAAGUUAAGGAUGGGGAAACAGUUUGGGAUGGGGAAGAAGUGAAGGAAGGAGAAGAAGUUAGGGAGGAAGAAAAAGAAGAAGAAGUUUUGGAUGGAGAAGAAGUCAAGGAUAAAGAAGAAAUUAUGGAUGGGGAAGAAGUUAAGGAGGGAGAGAUGAUUAUCAUGGAUGGAGAAGAAGUCAAGGAAGGAGAAGAAGUCAUGGACGGAGAAGAUGUUAUGGAAGGAGAAGAUGGUUUGGAUGGAGAAGAAGUUAGGGAAGGAGAAGAAGUUAGGGAAAGAGAGGAAGUUAAAGAAGGAGAAGAAGUUAAGGAUGGAGAAGAAGUUAGGGAUGGAGAAGAAGUUUGGAAUGGAGAAGAAAUCAAGGAGGAAGAAGAAGCUAAGGAAGGAGAAGAAGUUAUGGAUGGAGAUGGAGAAGAAAUUUGGGAUGUAGAUGAAGUUAAGGAAGGAGAAGAAGAAGUUAAGGAUGGAGAAGAAGGUAGGGAAGGAGAAGAAGUUAAGGAUGGGGAAAUAGUUUGGGAUGGGGAAGAAGUGAAGGAAGGAGAAGAAGUUAGGAAGGAAGAAGAAGAAGAAGUUUUGGACGGAGAAGAAGUCAAGGAUAAAGAAGAAAUUAUGGAUGUGGAAGAAGUUAAGGAGGAGAGAUGA
Molecule: messenger RNA, 1497 nt
Organism: Sphenostylis stenocarpa
Lineage: Eukaryota; Viridiplantae; Streptophyta; Magnoliopsida; Fabales; Fabaceae
Source: the annotation of a GenBank genome assembly